ACAAAGCGCUACUGCUCGCAGACAUGUACGCCUUCAUUAACGCAAAAUAAAUGGUAUCAGGACCAGUUUAAUUUUUUUCGUAAUAACUACUAUCGACGACGUCCACGGUCAGCUGAACGAUUCUUUUUGUUUAUAAUCGGUCGCGUCAGUCAUUGCGGACUCAUUCCGAUACAAGGAAGAACGGUUCGCCGGUAUUAAACGAAAGGUGAAAGUGCUUGUUGCUCAUGGUCCAUUCAGUUGGUCGGUCCUGAACGCCGAAACUUCUGAAAACUAUCGCGCACAUCUACUUACGUUUCAAAGACUUACGAUUAAGUCCGUCGACGUUUGGCUUUUCCCGUUUUUCGUCAGUGUAAAUUAAAUUUUCGGAAAAAUGGAAAAUGAGACGGAAACUGAUCUAAUGGUGAGCGGAAAAAAGUGUAAUCUACUUAGGAAAAUUGCCAACACACCCCCUGUGGAUAUAGAGUUUCAAGAUUUGAAAUAUUCCAUAAGGGACAGUAGGGAUCCUUCAGGAUUCAAACAUAUUUUGAAUUCAAUAUCGGGGAAAUUCAGAUCUGGGGAGUUCACCGCCAUUUUGGGACCCAGCGGAGCCGGGAAAUCCACUUUACUAAAUGUACUAGCCGGAUAUGUUCGUCAUGGCAUAUCAGGCACAAUCAAAAUCAAUGACAAGCCAAGAGAAAUGAAAAUAUUUAACAAAUUAUCCGCUUAUAUUAUGCAAGAAGAUCUUUUGCAACCGAAGCUUUCUGUCUUCGAGGCUAUGAUGGUAGCGGCAAAUUUGAAACUGGGACCAAAAGUAACCAAAAAAGAAAAAGAAAACAUCGUUCGUGAGGUACUCGACGUCCUUGGCUUGAAAGGAUGUACAGACACAAGAACUGAAAGACUGUCAGGGGGGCAAAAGAAGAGGGUAUCGGUGGCCUUAGAACUGGUUAACAAUCCCCCUGUAAUAUUUUUAGACGAGCCGACCACGGGUUUGGACAGUGUGGCUAUUAAGCAAUGCAUCAAUGUACUUAAAACACUUACAAAUCAAGGUAGAACGAUUAUUUGUACAAUCCAUCAACCACCUGCUUCAAUUUUUGAACAGUUUGAUCAGGUUUAUUUUUUGGCAGACGGACUUUGUGCAUAUAACGGUCCUGCAAACAAAUUGGUUGAUUUCUUAUCAUCGAUUGAUAUUUCUUGCCCAACCACGUACAAUCCUGCCGAUCACCUAAUUGAACUGAUUCACAUGGAUAGUGAUAUCACACUGAUGUUAUCUACUGCUACUGAAAAUGGAAAGAGACACCUUCGACUCUGUAAUACUGAUAACACAAGUGGAUACUCCAUAAUUAAAAAAAAAGAAACUGCUCAGAUUGCUUUGGACACCAGUUACGCCGUUUAUAAAGAAACUACAGAGCCAAUAACGAUUGAAAAAGCACACAUUGAAUUCCCUACGUCCUUUUUUGCCCAGUUUUGGAUCCUUUUGAAGAGGAUGAUGCUGAUCAGAAGCAGAAGUCAUACAGCUUUAAAGGUUCAACUGGUACAUCAUAUUUUAUCGGGUCUAUUGGUAGGAAGCAUCUUUUACAAAGUUGGACAAAAUGGUUCUUUAGCUAUUUCUAAUUUCUUCUUUUGCCUGUGCGAAAUCGUUUUCUUCAUGUAUACCCACACUAUGACGUCCGUUUUAAUGUUUCCAACCGAAGUACAAAUUGUAAAACGAGAAUAUUUUAACAGAUGGUACUCCCUAAAAGCAUAUUACGCUGCUGUUAUAAUUAGGAAUUUACCUUUGGUGAUAAUUCUGGGCUCUGUAUACAUAGCAAUAACAUACGCAAUGAGUCAGCAACCCACGGAUUUUAGAAGUAUUACUCUUUCGUCUCUGGUUUUGCUGCUAGUAGCAGUAAAUUCAGAAGCAUUUGGUUUGGCUAUUGGGGCCAUGUUUAAUAUCAUGAACGGAUCAGCAGUGGCACCGUCUUCCCUAGCCCCCCUUCUAUUCUUCUCAAUUUAUGGAAUGGGCUAUGGGACCAAACUGGAAACCUUCAUGCAAUAUUUGAUAGGUACGAGUUAUUUAAGGUACGGCGUUGUUGGGAUGUGCUCUUCCCUUUUGGAAUUUAGAGAUCCUCUACCCUGUGAUGAAGAAAUAUAUUGUCACUACAGGGACCCAAAAAUCCUUCUUAGGGAUAUGGGCGUCUUAGGACACACUUAUUCCAAUCAGGUCCUUGCUUUAGUGAUAUUCCUUUUCAUUCACUAUUUAAUCGGUUUCUUGGCUUUAUGGUACAGACUCAAGUCUGACUUAAAAUCGACGGUAGCUGUCUACAUAACGAAAUUGUUUCAACUCAAACGCUCACUUUGUGGGAGAUAGUAUUCAGCAAUGGCUUGACUGAGUUUGUAUAUAUAAAUAUAGUGAGCUGAACAGAGUAUUUUUAAUAAUUAAUAAUUUCCUUUAAGUCUGUAAUUAUAUU
Messenger RNA from Agrilus planipennis (emerald ash borer), 2426 nucleotides. RefSeq names its product ATP-binding cassette sub-family G member 4. The record is from RefSeq and is a predicted model, not a curated record. Gene Ontology annotation, cellular component: plasma membrane. Bases 371 to 2326 code for a protein of 651 amino acids. The transcript has 10 exons. Lineage: Eukaryota; Metazoa; Arthropoda; Insecta; Coleoptera; Buprestidae. Gene Ontology annotation, molecular function: ATP hydrolysis activity; ABC-type transporter activity; ATP binding.